AUGUCUAUUUACAGGAACGGCGUUUGGUUCCUUAAGGGACUUAAAGAAUAUACAAAGAGUGGAUAUGAAAAAGCCAGCCAACAUUUUAAUGCAGGUGACCUUGAAGUAAACUUGAAAGACCGAAUUUUUAUGGUCACUGGUGGCAGUAGUGGAGUUGGAAAAUCAAUUGUAGAAGAUUUAGCUAAAAGAGGUGCUACAGUUCAUUUGCUGUGCAGAAACACAGAAAGAGCAGAAGCUAUAAAAAAUCAAAUCAAAGAGACAACAGGAAAUGAGAAUAUAACUAUACAUGCUUUAGACUUAUCAAAACCAGCAGAUGUUUACAAGUGGGCCAAAAAUUUUGCUGAAUCAAGUCAUAAAUUAGAUGUUCUUAUUAAUAAUGCUGGUGCUAUGUUGAAUGUAAAAACUGUUACUCUGGAUAGUCUGGAUGCUGGUUUUGCUGCAAACACUCUCGCUCACCAUAUAUUAACCACUUUACUGAUACCCAAACUCUCAGAAAGUGAUGAUCCUCGUGUGGUAAUGGUCAGUUCUGGUGGCAUGUUGGUACAGAAACUGAAUGCAGCAGAUCCUCAAUGCGACCUGGGAGAAUACGACAGCACAAUGGCCUAUGCGCAGAAUAAACGUCAGCAAGUAAUUAUGAUUGAACAAUAUGCAAGAAAACAUCCUAAAAUUUAUUUUAGCUCAAUGCACCCUGGUUGGGCUGAUACUCCAGGGGUUGAACAAGCUAUGCCUGGAUUUUACACUAAAAUGAAGGACCGACUUCGUACACCUCAGCAAGGAGCUGAUACUGCUUUAUGGUUGGCAAUCUCACAAGCUGCUAAAAAAUAUGUUAGUGGACAAUUCUUUCAAGACCGGGCACCAACAGCUACUCAUUUGCCUCUGGCCAGGACAAAAUGCACUCCUGAAGAAGAAGUUGUUUUUAUGAACAAGAUCGAUGACCUUAUGCAGAAAUUUAGUCAGAAACCCAAGAAAGAGGGUGAUGAUGCUGCUGAAGGACUUCCAGGACCUGGUGAAGAUGCUGAAUAUGCAUCUUCCAGCUCCUCUUCUACACCAAAAUACAGUCCUUAA
Messenger RNA from Acanthosepion pharaonis, 1065 nucleotides. The record is from the annotation of a GenBank genome assembly. Lineage: Eukaryota; Metazoa; Mollusca; Cephalopoda; Sepiida; Sepiidae.